CUUAAUUUAAAGGAAUAUUCACAAUUUAUGUGUUUUCAGACUGGACUCAUGUACUGGCCUUUCAUGCAGUUUCUGAACUUCGCCCUGAUGCCGCUGCACAUGCGGACAGCCUUCAUGGGCUGCUGCGCCUUCCUCUGGGCCUCCUUUCUAUGUUUCUCACGGCAGAACGGGGACGGCACCGCCACCGUGGCCCUGGCAUUCAUCAUGGACCCCCGGAAAACGCUGGAGGAGAUGCGGGAGGCUCGAUUAGCCCGCAAGAGGCACAGAAUCCAGAGAGAGAACUGAUGGAGAUGCUGCCAUGAUAGCCUUUGAUUUUCAGCUGAGGAAAACAACCUGCAUGCUUCUGCUCCAGCAGCAUCCAGCAGCUGAAAGGCAACAGACCCACUAAGGACCUACUCUGUCUCAUGCACAGAACGCAUAAGGACAUAAAACAUGCAGCAACGUCUGAUAAAAGACUGUAAAGUUGCUUCAGCUUAAUCAAACUGAUAAAUCGUUACAUACCCAUAUAUGGACUGACACAGCCGCUGAAAGUUUAGGGUUUGAAACCAUUUAUGCAGUAAAAUUGAUGCC
This is a messenger RNA of Cyprinodon variegatus (sheepshead minnow), 570 nucleotides long. RefSeq names its product mpv17-like protein. Lineage: Eukaryota; Metazoa; Chordata; Actinopteri; Cyprinodontiformes; Cyprinodontidae. The record is from RefSeq and is a predicted model, not a curated record. Gene Ontology annotation, cellular component: membrane. The transcript is spliced from 2 exons. The coding region runs from base 28 to 285 and encodes 85 amino acids.